CAUAAGUUGCUCUUCGCAUGCGGCCCAUUUUAGUGAAGGAUUUCUCCCCACUUGUCAUCCAAGCCUCCCACUGAACAAGGAGCGCCACCUUAAAUGAACGAUUUACACUGAUGUCGAGUGGCUGCAAAUACUUUGGGCCAUCUGCUUUUCUUCCCUCUGAAAGCUGUUGUUGUCUUUCUGCACUGAGUCAGUUCCUCACGCUGCUGUUUCCAACGUCUUAUCAUCGACUCAUUAAGGCAAAGCUCCCAUGCAGCAGCUCUAUUUCCUUUUCCAACAGCCAGAUCGAUCGCCUUCGACUUGAAAGCUGCAUCAUAUGCAUUUCUCCAUGUCUUUGCCAUGAUGAGGGUGACAAAAUUACUACCGUAAUCAGAAUGAUGGGAAGUUGGAGCGUGCUCGAUUUACGUCACAUUAUGUGACGGUGCUCAGUUUUUUGGCGGCAUGAACCUUGUGAAAGCGGGGAAAAUCCAUAAAUUAGCCGCAUCAUUGUAUAAACCGCGAGGUUCAAAGCGUGGGAAUAAAGUAGCGGCUUAUAGUCCGGAAAUUACGGUACUUAAAUAGAUGACUUGCCCAUUCACCCUCUGAAUGACACACAUACACAAACGUCUCAAGGCUAAAAAUACAUUUAAAAAAUAUUUAUUCUGUCUCCUUGCCUUCAUCUACACUGAUUGAAGUGGACUUAACAAGAGACAUCAGUAAGGGGUCAUAGCUUUCACCUGGAUUCACUUGGUCAGUCUGUCAUGGAAAGAGCAGGUGUUCCUAAUGUUUUGUACACUCAGUAAAUAAAGACAAUGUAUUUGACAUGCGUACAUAAAAACAAACAGAAAAUGUUUCCAUCCAAAGAGAGGCAGGUAGACGUAUCCUAGACCCAGAAAGACAGAUAGAUCCUACCUGGAUAUACAGGUAGAUACAGUUGAAGUCGGAAGUUUAUAUACACCUUAGCCAAAUACAUUUAAACUAUUCUUUUUUUAAACAUUUUUUUUUUACAAGUCCUGACAUUUAAUCAGUAACAAUUCCCUGUCUUAGGUCAGUUAGGAUCACCACUUUAUUUAAUGUCAGAAUAAUAGUCGAGAUGAUUAUUUAUUUCAGUUUUUAUUUCUUUCAUCACAUUCCCAUUGGGUCAGAAGUUCACAUACACUCAAUUUGUAUUUGGUAGAAUUACCUUUAAAAUGUUUAACUUGGGCCAAAUGUUUCAGGUAGCCUUCCACAAGCUUCCCACAAUAAGUUGGGUGAAUUUUGGCCCAUUCCUCCUGACAGAGAUGGUAUAACUGAGUCAGGUUGUAGGCCUCCUUCCUCGCACACACUUUUUCAGUUCUGCCCACAAAUUUUCAAUGGGAUUAAGGUCAGGGCUUUGUGAUGGCCACUCCAAUACUUUGACUUUGUUGUCCUUGAGCCAUUUUGCCACAACUUUGGAAGUAUGCUUGGGGUCAUUGUCCAUUUGGAAGACCCAUUUGCGACUAUGCUUUAACUUCCUGACUGAUGUCUUGAGAUGUUGCUUCAAUAUAUCCACAUAAUUUUCCUCCUCAUGAUGUCAUCUAUUUUGUGAAGUGCACCAGUCCCUCCUGCAGCAAGGCACCCCCACAACAUAAUGCUGCCACCCCCGUGCUUCACGGUUGGGAUGUUGUUCUUCGGCUUGCAAGCCUCCCUCUUUUUCCUCCAAACAUAACAAUGGUCAUUAUGGCCAAACAGUUCUAUUUUAGUUUCAUCAGACAAGAGGAUAUUUCUCCAAAAAGUACAAUCUUUGUCCCCAUGUGCAGUUGCAAACCGCAAUCUGGCUUUCUUAUGGCGGUUGUGGAGCAGUAGCUUCUUCCUUGCUGAGCGGCCUUUCAGGUUAUGUCGAAAUCAGACUUUACUGUGGAUAUAGAUACUUUUGUACCCGUUUCCUCCAGCAUCCUCACAAGGUCCUUUGCUGUUGUUCUGGGAUUGAUUUGCACUUUUCGCACCAAAGUACAUUCAUCUCUAGGAGACAGAACGCGUCUCAUUCCUGAGCGGUAUGACGGCUACGUGGUCCCAUGAUGUUUAUAAUUGCAUACUAUUGUUUGUACAGAUGAACAUUGUACCUUCAGGCAUUUGGAAAUUUCUUCCAAGGAUGAAAAAUACUUGUGGAGGUCUUUAAUUAUUUUCUGAGGUCUUUGCUGAUUUCUUUAGAUUUUUCCAUGAUGUCAAGCAAAGAGGCACUGAGUUUGAAGGAAGGCCUUUAAAUACAUCCACAAGUACACCUCCAACUGACUCAUUUGAUGUCAAUUAGCCUAUCAGAAGCUUCUAAAGCCAUGACAUAAUUUUCUGGAAUUUUCCAAGCUGUUUAAAAGGCAGUCAACUUAGUGUAUGUAAACUUCUGACCCACUGGAAUUGUGAUACAGUGAAUUAUAAGUGAAAUAAUCAGUCUGUAAACAACUGUUGGAAAAAUUACUUGUGUCAUGCACAAAGUAGAUGUCCUAACCAACUUGCCAAAACUAUAGUUUGUUAACAAGAAAUUUGUGGACUGGUUGAAAAACAAGUUUUAAUGACUCCAACUUAAGUGUAUGUAAACUUCCGACUUCAACUGUAGAUCCUAGAACUGGAGAGACUGACAGACCCAGAGAGUCAGGUAGACAGAUCAUAGACCCAGAGAGACGGGUAGACAGAUCAUAGACCCAGAGAGACAGGUAGACAGAUCCCAGACCGAGAGAGACAGGUAGACAGAUCCCAGACCCAGAGAGACAGAUCCCAGACCCAGAGAGACAGGUAGACAGGUAGACAGAUCCCAGACCCAGAGAGACAGGUAGACAGAUCCCAGAGAGACAGGUAGACAGAUCCCAGACCCAGAGAGACAGGUAGACAGAUCCCAGACCCAGAGAGACAGGUAGACAGAUCCCAGACCCAGAGAGACAGGUAGAUAGAUUCAUGUACAGCUAGAUAUCCAUUAGAUUUCAGUAUCAUCUGGUUGUCAAUCAAACAACACAAAAACAACAUGAAUAACAUAAAGUAGCAGACAAACAGACACAGAAACAUUCCUCCCUGUGCUGAGGAGGGGCAGUACUCUAGGGGUAAGGAGUGUGAGAAGUCCAGGUCGAGGGGCAUCACUUGUAGGAGCAUGCAGAGUGUCUGUAACCGUCGAUCUAUGGGUUGCAAUUGUGUGUGUUAUUAUAUUGCAUUUGGAAGGGGAAGCUACAUGUAAAACUACUAUGAGGUAUUUGGUCGGGGGUUGGAGUGCAGGGGUUGGAGUGCAGGGGUUGGAGUGCAGGGGUUGGAGUGCAGGGGUUGGAGUGCAGGGGUUGGAGUGCAGGGCUUGGAGUGCAGGGCUUGGAGUGCAGGGCUUGGAGAUCAGGGCUUGGAGAUUAGGGGUUGGAGAUCAGGGGUUGGAGAUCAGGGGUUGGAGAUCAGGGGUUGGAGAUCAGGGGUUGGUGUGCAGGGGUUGGAGUGCAGGGGUUGGAGUGCAGGGGUUGGAGUGCAGGGGUUGGAGUGCAGGGGUUGGAGUUCAGGGGUUGGAGUUCAGGGGUUGGAGAUCAGGGGUUGGAGAUCAGGGGUUGGAGAUCAGGGGUUGGAGAUCAGGGGUUGGAGUUCAGGGGUUGGUGUGCAGGGCUUGGAGUGCAGGGGUUGGAGUGCAGGGGUUGGAGUGCAGGGGUUGGAGUGCAGGGGUUGGAGUGCAGGGGUUGGAGUUCAGGGGUUGGAGAUCAGGGGUUGGAGAUCAGGGCUUGGAGUUCAGGGCUUGGAGUGCAGGGCUUGGAGUGCAGGGCUUGGAGUGCAGGGCUUGGAGUGCAGGGCUUGGAGUGCAGGGCUUGGAGUGCAGGGCUUGGAGUGCAGGGCUUGGAGUGCAGGGGUUGGAGUGCAGGGGUUGGAGUGCAGGGGUUGGAGUGCAGGGGUUGGUGUGCAGGGGUUGGUGUGCAGGGGUUGGUGUGCAGGGGUUGGAGUGCAGGGGUUGGUGUGCAGGGGUUGGUGUGCAGGGGUUGGAGUGCAGGGGUUGGAGUGCAGGGGUUGGAGUGCAGGGGUUGGAGUGCAGGGGUUGGAGUGCAGGGGUUGGAGUGCAGGGGUUGGAGACAGGUCUGGCGUUAUGUGCAGGCCUUAGGGGGCCUGGCCCACCCUACCGCAUCUCCUUGCCCGUCCAAAUAAAAUAUUGAAAUAUUAAUAAUUUAUUUCACAGAGACGCGCACCGACAGAAAGACAUUAAUUCAGUCCAAUUGUGCAUCACCUCAUGGGUCUCCCGGUCAAAGCCGCCUACGACACAGCCCGGGAUCGAACCUGGAUAUGUACUAACGCCUCAAGCACUGCAGUGCCUUAGACCGCGGAUUGUUUAUUUUUUGAGUAAUUCUCCAUAACACAUCAGCAGGUCUAGUAGAUGUACCAUUAAUCCCCUGUCAUUUGGUUACAUGAAUUUCUGUUAAUGUAUUAAUUACAGUCAUUUACCAUAAUCAUUAUCAGACAGGAAACGUUGUUUGCAGAGUUCACAACCUGCUACACUUGUGAGAAACAAGUUUUGGUUUAUUUAAUACCAAUUACCAGAUUUGUCAAUUGUUUUUGUUUGGAGUGCUCCAUGUGAGCAAUGAGCAUGUGUCUGGUUUCUAUUUCCUGAUAAAGUUGAGGGAGCGCACGUGCCUGAGCACACUCAGAAGUAGGCCUACCUGGCCUGCUGCGUGCAAAAGUAGUUAAGUACCCAUUUGGCAAUGUCUGAUUUUUGAUUGUUAUAGCUCACCACGUCCACCACUAAUAAACUGAGCUUCUCAGUCAUUUUUUCUUCACCUCACACAGUAAGUCAACAAAGUCUGUUUUUGUGAAUGACAGUUUCUCAGUAUUUGAAAAAUCUUUCCAACACUCCCGGCCUUGAGAAUCACGCAUCGGUGUAGAAGAACAGAAUAUCUUGAUCUGAUUAUUCCAUAUUACCCAUGGGAUCCCGAGUGGCCCAGCGGUCUAAGGCAUUGCAACUCAGUGCAAGAGGCGUCACUACAGUCCUUGGUUCGAUUCCAGGCUGUAUCACAUCUGGCCGUGAUUGGGAGUCCCAUAGGGCGGUGCACAAUUGGCCCAGCGUCGUCCGGGUUUGGCCGGUGUAGGCCAUCAUUGUAAAUAAGAAUUUGUCCUUAAGUGACUUGCCUAGUUAAAUAAAGGUUAAAUAAUGAAAAAAAUAUAUAUAAUAAUAUAUCCAGUGGAAAUGUCAUAAAAAAAACAGCUGUCUGAGCUCAAUGGCACAAGAAACUCUGAAGACCUGGAAUAGGUUAGCUGAUAUAAUGUUGCACGUUCCCUAGAGACAGCUUGGGGCUGGAUCCAGUUGAUGAAUUGAUACAACGUUGCACUUCACCAGCAAUAGCUCAAGUCAAGACAGAUUAAAAAGGGAGGCAGAGAGGCGGAGUAGAGAGAUGCUUAAUAGUCGACUUUAGGCCAAUGUAUUUUACUUAGUUGACGAUUAAGUUAUAGGCUUACUGCCUUUGGCCUGAAGGCGAUCUCUUGAGUUCAAUGCUCUCAUUUCUUUAGUCACCAGUGUAUCAAUGUGUCCAUAUGGCAGAGGCUAAUGCUCUCGCCUUUGUUGAGUUUUUACUUUUAGCUUUUUAUUGUUUUACUUCAGAUUCAUGGUUGACCAUGUAACACUGAUUUUGAGAGACAAAAACAUUAUUAUUGAAAUGAAACUGUUCCACGAAAAUGCGCAUAUAAACAGAAUCAUAACUGGCAUGCAGAUCGGUAGAGAUGGUAGGAUAAACUGUAGCUUCCCCAACCUUGAAACUCACAAGCUGCCUAUGGUUUUCACUAUAACACUCCUAAAACAAAUGGUGAAUAUGCCAGCACAUGCACAUAUAGGAGGUCCAGUGAAGAAAUGUGCCCGCCAUUAGAAACUCAUUCGUUCUGGCCCUGGUUGGGGAGCAGGGGCUGGAGCUGGCCCUGGUUGGGGAGCAGGGGCUGGAGCUGGCCCUGGUUGGGGAGCAGGGGCUGGAGCUGGCCCUGGUUGGGGAGCAGGGGCUGGAGCUGGCCCUGGUUGGGGAGCAGGGGCUGGAGCUGGCCCUGGUUGGGGAGCAGGGGCUGGAGAUGGCCCUGGUUGGGGAGCAGGGGCUGGAGAUGGCCCUGGUUGGGGAGCAGGGGCUGGAGCUGGCCCUGGUUGGGGAGCAGGGGCUGGAGCUGGCCCUGGUUGGGGAGCAGGGGCUGGAGUUGGGGAGCAGGGGCUGGAGUUGGGGAGCAGGGGCUGGAGUUGGGGAGCAGGGGCUGGAGUUGGGGAGCAGGGGCUGGAGUUGGGGAGCAGGGGCUGGAGCUGGGGAGCAGGGGCUGGGGAGCAGGGGCUGGAGCUGGGGAGCAGGGGCUGGAGCUGGGGAGCAGGGGCUGGAGCUGGGGAGCAGGGGCUGGAGCUGAGUCUGGGGUUGUAAGCUGAAAAGACUAGGAGUCCUAGCCGUACUAGUGGAUCAGAGGAGGAUAGAGAGGGAGUAUAGAGGGGUACUGCAUGGUUGUGCGGAAUAGUGAGGGAGAGGGGUAGCCAAGGUAAAGAGAGGGACUAGUGAGAGGUAUUGAGGGGUGUAUUUUAUGAACCAGUGAGAGGCAUAGAAGUGUUUGUGAGGGUGGCAGUGAGAGUUGUGUAUAUAGUGU
Molecule: messenger RNA, 6534 nt
Organism: Oncorhynchus keta (chum salmon)
Lineage: Eukaryota; Metazoa; Chordata; Actinopteri; Salmoniformes; Salmonidae
Product: spidroin-1-like
Exons: 2
Coding region: 3162-4094 (310 amino acids)
Source: RefSeq, a predicted model, not a curated record